Molecule: messenger RNA, 1278 nt
Organism: Motacilla alba alba
Lineage: Eukaryota; Metazoa; Chordata; Aves; Passeriformes; Motacillidae
Gene: NGF
Product: nerve growth factor
Exons: 2
Coding region: 370-1152 (260 amino acids)
Biological process (GO): memory; nerve growth factor signaling pathway; positive regulation of collateral sprouting
Molecular function (GO): growth factor activity; nerve growth factor receptor binding
Source: RefSeq, a predicted model, not a curated record
CGGGGAGCUGGGAGUUUCCCUCUGGGAGCCCUCAUCUUUAAAUCGAGGGCAAGGAUUAGGAUGCAGAGAGGCGAGGCAGAGGACAAACCCCCCUCGCAGAGGGAUUCAGUCGCUGCCAGCGGCGCGGCCGAGCCGGAGCCUUCCCGGGGCGUUGUGCGAGCGCGCUCGCAGAGCAGCCAGGCUUUGAAACUUUCGCUGCACAUCUGUGCAUCCCUGCCUGCGCUCGGCAGCGAGCCAAGCGCCGAAUUCCUGCGAGCCCGUGCAGCUCCCACACGUCCACAGCGCUAGGACCCAGAGGGAGCCGGCUCGCCGUGAAUCAGAGCGGAGCCCCGAGCGCUGAAUGAGGCUGCGACGGCAGCGGCGAUGUGAAUGGCUCUGCGGGCUGGCCACAGGGGCCGAGGACAGGGGUGCCACAGGGGACGGCAGAGCAGCCUGGACAGCCUCGGGCAGCGGCGAGCCCGCGGCGAGCAGCGCUGCGGCUCCCAGGCAGCUCCCAAGUCAGAGGACAAUGCUCCACUGGAGUUUCCUGCAGAACACUCCCUGCUCAGUACCCGGAGCGACCGACACCACGUUGCCCAGGAGGCUCCGCAGACAUCCCACGGCCACGCCACGCGGAGCCUCGGCAGGAGAGAAGCUCUAAACAUCACCGUGGACCCCAAAAUCUUUCGGAAGCGGCGUUUCCGGUCUCCCCGGGUGCUGUUCAGCACGGAGCCCCCGCCGGUGGCCGGGCAGGGGCGGAAUUUGGGAUUUCUCAGUGGGGCAGGGGCUCUCAACAGGACUGCCAGGAGCAGGAGGAGCACGCACCCCGUGCUGCACCGCGGGGAGUUCUCGGUGUGCGACAGCGUCAGCAUGUGGGUCGGGGACAAAACCACAGCCACCGACAUCAAGGGCAAGGAGGUGACGGUGCUGGGCGAGGUCAACAUCAACAACAACGUCUUUAAGCAGUACUUUUUCGAGACCAAGUGCAGGGACCCCAAGCCGGUGUCGGGCGGGUGCCGCGGCAUCGACGCCAAGCACUGGAACUCGUACUGCACCACCACCCACACCUUCGUCAAGGCCCUGACCAUGGAGGGCAAGCAGGCGGCCUGGAGGUUCAUCCGCAUCGACACCGCCUGCGUCUGCGUGCUCAGCAGGAAGGCGGCCAGGCCCUGAGCCCGCGCCCUCCGACCCCCCUACCUCAGCCUGUAAAUUAUUUUAAGUUAUAAAGGACUGCAUGGUAUAUUUAUAGUUUAUACAGUACAGAAAGAAACCUCAUUAUUUAUUAAACUCUUUUGGAAA